AAGAAACUUUCGCAUGAAUCUGUGCAAGAGAGCCACACUUUCCGCGUUUGAGUGUGAAUACGGAGGAUAACGAUGACACGGGUGCGCUAGUGUUUCUGAGGAAAUACCGAGUUGCAUUGUUUUGUGAGGCUUUAUUUCAGGUCUGAUUAUGGGGUUGCCGACUCUAGAGUUCAGUGACUCUUUUGUGGACAGUCCGGACUUUAGAGAGAGACUCAAAUGUCACGAGAUCGAGCUGGACCGAACGAACACGUUCAUUAAAGAGCUGAUUAAAGAUGGACACCAGCUGAUCUGCGCGCUCAAGAACCUCUCGGCAGCCGUGCAGAAGUUCUCCCAGUCGUUACAGGAGUUCCAGUUUGAGUGUAUUGGUGACGCAGAAACGGAUGAUGAAGUCAACAUUGCUCAGUCCUUCAAAGAGUUUUCCCAGUUGCUGAACACCAUGGAAGAGGAGAGAAGACGGCUGAUACAGAAUGCUGAUGAUGUCCUGAUCACACCCUUGGAGAGAUUCCGGAAAGAGCAGAUCGGAGCAACCAAGGAGGGGAAGAAGAAAUUUGACAAGGAGGCGGAAAAGUACUACUCCUCACUGGAAAAACAUCUCAACCUGUCGUCCAGAAAAAAAGAAUCAGCUCUCCAAGAGGCUGACGCUCAGAUUGAUAAGGAAAGGCAACUCUUUCAUGACGCCUCUCUAGAAUACGUCUUCAAAAUCCAGGAGGUUCAAGAGAAGAAGAAAUUUGAAUUUGUCGAGCCGCUCUUGUCCUUCCUACAGGGUCUGUUCACAUUCUACCAUGAGGGUUAUGAGCUGGCCCACGAAUUUGAGCCCUACAAACAACAGCUACAGUUUAACCUGCAGAAUACAAGAAACAACUUUCUGAGCACCAAGCAAGAAGUAGAAAAGCUGAUGAACAGAGUUCGAUCUGCAGAUCAAGACCAGAAGCCCCCAGGCCAGUGGACAAUGGAAAGCUACCUUUAUGUCCAGGAGAAACGACCUUUGGGUUGCGCAUGGACACAACAUUAUUGUACAUACGAAAAAGGCAGCAACACCUUCAGCAUGUGCAACACGGAGGCAAAACCCACUGCUAAACAGAAUGGUGUCAUGUCAAAUCCCACAGAGAAGUUCAGACUGAAGUCCUGUAUCAGGAGGAAGACUGACUCGAUUGAUAAGCGCUUCUGUUUUGAUAUUGAGGUGGUUGAAAGAAAUACCAUCUAUCGUGGAUCUUUUUUCAGACCACUGCAAUUUUUCUUUAAAGCCCGGCAUGGCAUUAUCACGCUACAAGCGCUGUCUGAGUCCAACAGGAGACUCUGGUUGGAAGCUAUGGAUGGCAAAGAGCCGAUCUACAACCUUCCUGCUAUUCUGAGCAAGAAAGAGGAGACAUAUUUAAACGAAACUGGCUUUAAUUUUGUGAGGAAGUGUAUACAGCUGGUGGAGGUGAGAGCAGGGCUCAACACUAUGGGUUUGUACAGAGUCGGUGGAAUAAACUCAAAAGUUCAGAAACUCAUGACCACAGCAUUCUCACCCAAAGCAGCAUCAGAUAUGGAUCUUGACCCAGAUACCUGGGACAACAAGACCAUCACCAGCGGCCUCAAGAAUUACCUCAGGUGUCUUUCUGAGCCUCUCAUGACAUACAGGCUCCACUCAGACUUCCUCUUGGCUGUCAAAUCUGAUGAUCAGAACUACAGAGUGUGUGCAGUUCACACACUGGUGCAUAAACUACCUGACAAAAACAAAGAGAUGCUGGAGAUAUUAAUCGAACAUCUACUCAAUGUGUCCACUCACAGUGAGAGUAACAUGAUGACCGUGUCCAAUCUGGGAGUGAUCUUUGGCCCUACGCUUAUGCGCUCACAGGAGGAAACUGUUGCCGCCAUGAUGAACAUCAAAUUCCAAAACAUCGUGGUAGAAAUUCUCAUUGAAAAUUUUGAGAAGAUAUUUCAUCAGGCGCCAGACCCUAAUGUUCCCCUGUCGCAGCCUCAGUCUCGUCCGGGGUCUCGCAGGAGCAGAGCCAUCUGCCUCUCGUCUGGACCACGCAAACCCAAGAGCCUCUACACACCCUCAAUGUGCCUGGCAGAUGCAGACAGUGACACGUUCAGCAGCAGUUCAGGCAGCACUCCAAUCGGCAGCAUGGACUCCCUCUCCUCCCACUCCUCAGAGCAGAACAGCUCCUCCAAAACCUGCUCCUCUCCAAAGCCCAAAGACAAGCCCCCUUUCCCCGGCCUGCGGCGGACCCCUUCCUCCCUGUCCUCCAGCGAGCCCCAGGGCCCCACCUGCACCAGCAGUCCAGACUCCAGCUCCAGAGAGGACACGGGCCGUGUGGAUUGGGACGACUCCUGUAGGAAGAACUCAGGCUCAGCAGCUGCCAGAUCUUCACCAGCACCCACAAAGGCUCCUCACUCUGAAGUAGGAAUCAAAUUAGCACAGCUUAACCGCUCAAGUGCCCCAUCUUUACACAUCACAGAAGGUCGUAAGAGCUGUGUGGGGUCUUUACAGAAUCUAGCAUGUGUGGUGCAUAAAGACGGCAUCAGAUCCACAGCCUGCCAUGAUCUGCCACCUAAAACUAUCCUGCGCCGAAAGCUGGACAACAACAGCUCUACCAACGGCUAUCAGAGACCAGGAUCAGUGGUGGCUGCCAGAGCGCUGCUUUUUGAGAACCCAUCAGCUGUAAAACCUCCUCCCUUGGGAAGAGAUGCCAAAGCCAUAUAUUCAUGUGAAGCAGAACACAGCAAUGAGCUGAGCUUCCCACAGGGGGCCCACUUCUCCAACGUGUAUCCUUCAGUGGAACCGGGCUGGCUCCAGGCAACAUUUGAGGGCAAAACAGGCCUCGUUCCUGAAAAUUAUGUGGUGUUCCUCUGACAAUCGUUCAACCAGGACCCCUCAUUUGCCAUGGGUAUCCAUGGCAACAUCAACUUUAGACCAAGGGCUUUAAAUAUAUAUCAAUCGUUGACGGCUAUGCAAGUGGACUGUGCCAUUAAUAUGACAUUAAACCUUAAGAGAUAAUGGACGGUACACAAACCUCAAUGAUGCAGCACAAGGGUGAUUAAUGUCUAAAAAGCAGCUGUAAUUCUAGACAAAUGGGUUCCAAAGCUGAGGCAGAAAUGUUGAAAUUGACAUCAUGUGCUGCUUGAGUCUAGAUACACAAAUUCACAUACACUGAGACCACGUGGUGUGAUGGACUGCACAAAAUGCUGUUUUUAGGUCUACUAUGUGGUGGAAUACUGUAAUUCUGUUAAGAAAGAUCAGCUUAGACAGGCUUUCUUUUAUUUUAGCUCAAUGCUUACUGCCUUGAAAUGAAGGAGCAUAAUGUUAAACCUCAGCAGUAACUAUUUGAGCUGUGAAUCACUGUCAAUUCAGCAGUACCCAAACUCUGAUGUGCGUGGUUUAUUUCAUCAUGAAUGUACUUACUUUUACUGUCAUUAAUGUUCAAAAGUCUGAAACCACAUUGUUUGGAUUCUGAACAUUUUAAACAGAGAAACUAUACGAAAAUGAAUUACUGCAGUAUGUCUAGGUGACUAAUCAAUUAAGAUUAGGUUUUCAAGUAAAUUGUGACAUUUACCACAUGGUCAGAUUUCCAGCUUAACACUGAAGCUCAAUAUGCUCUUAGGAACAUCUUUAAAUCAUGCUGGAGAACAUGAUCAUCAGGUUUAGUUAUGCAGCUUGAGUGCUGCUGACAUUAAAGGGACAAACAAUAUAUAUAUUUACAUAUUUUCAGUUAUAAUAUUCAUAUUCAUCACAUUAUGCUGUUAAUAAAAUGUGUUUUGUAGGUUAUUGACAAAUAGAAUUCUACAUGGACUGCUGGAAUCAGCCAUUUAAGCACAAAUGUUUGGUGGACAGUGAAACGUUCCAGUUUUGUGCUGAAAUAUUAGCACCCCCGGAACACUGCUUAUUCAAUAACAUCAGUGGAACGCAACUGAGUGUUCCAGUUAUUUAUAUUUUAAAGGUCUAAUAUUCUAAUCCUGUUUGAAAAUCUCUGGUUUAGAGAAUGAGAUAGCAAUGGAUCAUGUCUCAGUUUUGCAUCCAGGUCACUGCAGAAUGUCAAGUAAAAUUCAGUCUUUACAAAUGCUAAUCAAGUCUAGCUGUAGCAGCUUCAUUGUACAUGAUGUUCAGGUCACAUUAUUCCUUCUGAAGUUUAAGAUGACGCCAACUGUCAGUGUCAACAACACCAAUAUGGUACGUCUUAUUGUCUCCAUAAUUAAAUAUUAUGAAUAUGAGAAUAGAAGUUUAUAAAUGGAUAAUUAUUUUGUAACUCAUAUUUUUCUUCUUAAUUCAUUUUUGUU
This is a messenger RNA of Sinocyclocheilus grahami, 4263 nucleotides long. It is a transcript of the gene arhgap42b, whose product is annotated as rho GTPase-activating protein 42. Gene Ontology annotation, molecular function: protein binding; GTPase activator activity. The record is from RefSeq and is a predicted model, not a curated record. The transcript has 25 exons. NCBI's taxonomy places the organism in Eukaryota, Metazoa, Chordata, Actinopteri, Cypriniformes, Cyprinidae. Gene Ontology annotation, cellular component: cytoplasm. Gene Ontology annotation, biological process: signal transduction. The coding region runs from base 149 to 2842 and encodes 897 amino acids.